UUUCCUUUAUUGGACCCUUUGGUUGUUUCUAUUUCUUAAAUGAUGCCAAUUUUAGCUGGGUUAAUCUCAGACAGGUCAUGUGUAGAUAACUACAGCUGAUGUGUGCAGCAGCCAUGUCAUAUGCAGAGGUCAGUGUUUCACAGUACUGUACAGCAGACUUACACACAUUCUGCCGUCUCUUCUGUGAUGGUCAGGGAGCUUUGUUGAGAGGUAGAGAGAAAUCUUCCCUCUGGCUGAGCACGCACAUUCACUUAGUCUCAACAAUUUGAACAGUUACGUCUCAAAGUUAACAACUGCCAUGUGCAGCAAGAAGCUGCUUUGACCAAGAUUGAGAGCAUCACAAAUUAGGAUAGAAAACAUGAGUGUGGAGAAGACAGUUUUCCAGUAUAGCUAUUUAACGAAAUAACACUCAUCAAUUCUUUCCUAGGGUGUGAGACUUUAGUAGCCGUGGGUUCUGAUCAUGUUUACAGUUACAAGCAUAAAUUCUCUGCUGUGGGGCAGAUCUCAGACCCACAUGAGAGCAGUUGGUUAGACCUAGGGCAGUCUUGCCACGCCUGCCCCAGUAGGUGCAUUAUUGUGUUGAUUGUGCAGUGUGAGGUGGAAGGCUUGGUGAAAGCAGUGAUUAAGGAGCUUGGCUGUGUCCCUGUUCUCUAUCCCCCACAUCUGUGAGGUUUAGUCUCUGGAAAAGACAGAUGCUCCUGUCCCUCCAAAUGUUGCUGACACUCUCAGAAUCUGAGAUUUUAGUGAUGGGUCAAGCAAUGGAGAUGACUGAAUUGUUGAAGAUGUUAUAGUUGGAAGUCAGUGAGGAAGGCAGUUGCAUCUUUUUGAAGACUUUGGACUAGAAAGGUGUUCUUCUUGUGAUGCCUGUGUCUGUCACAGUCAAUAAAACACUCACAUAAGUGGUGUUGGGGUUUUUGCUGUUGCUGUCAUUGUUCUCAUAUUCUGUCUUGUCAGACUACAGAGGUAAGGUAUAAACUGAUAGGUGCAGCUGCCCAAGGCUGGGUUAAACAUUAAUGUAGAUGUCACCAGAGCCCGGAGCAGCAAGCCUACGUGGUGUUCCUAGGCUCAGGAGUGAGAAGCAGACAUGACUCAGUUUGCACAGGUCAUGGCUGAAGUGGGCGACUUCGGUCGCUUCCAGGUGCGGGUGACCAUCCUGAUGGGCAUCCCCAAUUUCCUGUCUGCAUUCUUCGUCAUUGGCCAGGUCUUCAUGGUCCUCGAUGAGGCUCACCACUGUUCGGUGUCCUGGGUUAAGAACCACACUUUCAACCUGAGUGCUGCUGAGCAGCUGGCUGUAAGCAUACCCAACGACACAGCAGGCAGACCCGAGUCCUGCCUCAUGUUCCAGCCACCUCCUGAAGGUGCCAGCCUGGAAGACAUCCUGAGCCACCGCUUCAAUGAGACACAGGCCUGCGACGCAGGCUGGGACUAUCCUGAGAACCGGCCUCAGUCCCUCAAGAACGAGUUUGACCUGGUGUGUGAUCGGAAGAACCUGAAGAGGACCUCCCAGUCAGUAUUCAUGGUUGGACUCCUCAUUGGGGCCCUGGUCUUUGGUCCUGUCUGUGACUGGAUUGGCCGUAGAGCCAGCCUUCUGCUGCAGCUGCUUCUGUCAGGCACCAUAGGCAUGGCCACAGCCUUCGUGCCCAGCUUUGAGCUCUACAUGGUCCUGUGCUGCUUCUCAGCUAUUGCUGUGGCGGGGUAUAUGAUGAGCACCAUGAUUAUGGUUUCAGAGUGGGUGGGGCCGUCCUGGAGAACGCGAGCCAUGGUCCUGGCCCAGAGCAACUUUGCCCUUGGGCUGAUGGUGUUAGCAGGACUGGCCUAUGGUGUCCGCAACUGGAGACUCCUUCAAAUAAUAGGCACUGCACCUGUCUUCCUGCUCCUCUUCUAUUACUGGGUUCUCCCAGAAUCUCCACGGUGGCUCCUGUCCCAAGGAAGGAUAGAGGAGGCCAAACAGUUGGUCCAGAAGGCAGCCUUGGUGAACGGCAGGCCACUUGCCCCGGAGCUCCUGAACCAGCUGGUCCCUGAGAAGACAGGCCCCUCGGGGAAUGCCCUGGAUCUUUUCAGACACCCUCACCUCAGGAAGGUGACUCUGAUUCUCAUAGCCGUCUGGUUUGUGGACAGCCUGGUGUAUUAUGGCCUCAGCUUCCAAGUGGGGGACUUUGGCCUGGAUAUCUACCUGACACAGCUAAUAUUUGGAGCAGUGGAAGUGCCUGCCCGCUUUCUCAGCAUCCCCAUGAUGGAGAAGCUGGGUCGCAAGUGGAGCCAGCUCUGUGCUCUGACUCUGGCUGGCACAAUGUGUAUCACCAUCAUCUUCAUCCCAGGAGAUCUUCCCACGGUGGUCACUGUGCUGGCUGUAGUGGGGAAAUUUGCCGCAUCUGCUGCCUUCACCAUUUCCUAUGUGUACACUGCUGAGCUCUUCCCCACCAUCAUCAGGCAAACAGGCAUGGGGUUGGUGAGCAUCUUCUCCAGGGUCGGUGGCAUCCUCACCCCCCUUGUGAUGCUGCUGGAGCAGUUCCACCAGGUGCUGCCCAUGCUCAUCUUUGGCAGCCUCCCCAUUGGGGCAGGCCUACUGUGUGCUCUGCUGCCUGAGACCCGGGGCCAGACCCUGAAGGACACCCUCCAGGACCUGGAGCAGGGGUACCCCCCACGGUCCUCCAUGACACAGUUCCCUGAAAAAGAAAUGGAGGCUAAGGGAAGAAUCUUCCUCCCCCGAGUUAGCAUUGGUAGUGCUCCUCGUUCUGACUGUGGUUGUUAACGACCGAUUCAUAUCCAGCACCUGGUCACACGGUGGAUGUCAGUCGGUCCUGAUUUGAAGGAGGGACCAGGCCAGCUUGUUGUUGGACAGGGCCAACCUCCUUGCUCUCCUCUGUCUCUGACUUACUGCUCAGUACCAUGUUUGCUUCAGGAUCCUGGGUGUGUCGCGGUCUUUUCUUUGAUUGCGUCUGUGGGUAUGUCACGGUGAGCAUGAGCAGGAUCGUUCGGGACGGAGGAUGUGCAUAUGCGAGAUACCGAAGCCCAAGCUUGAGCAUGGAAAGCGGUGGGAACAGUGUCCUCCUUGGUCAGGCCUCGUACAGGUCCCACCAGUUUUCACAUUGCCACACCCAGGCCCAACGUCCACAGUGCAAACCCUUGGAGAACACUGUGAAACCAUUUGCAGAGCACACAAUUCUUUCAGCAUCUCCCCCUUCACACUUGGUCAGCUUCUCUGAGGAGUGAGCAGUACUGUACCCGUUUGCUGGGCAUCCAGUCUUGGAUAUUUCGUACUGUUCUCUUUUGAGAUCAUAGACAAACAUGCUCCUCAGGUUUGUACCAGUACCACCCAGAGUUUCGUGCUGUGUGUUUCUCUGAUGAAAGGCAAAUGCGCAAAAAUGGCAAAGUGCAUUUCAAAGGUGAAGCCACUGAUGUCCCUGAGUGAUGUGAUUGUCAUUCCUGGAGAUGACUUAGAGGGAUCCUUUGCUGACACAUUAUUAUUACAGGAGUUUGCCUGUGGCUUUCAUUUUUAUUGUUUUGUCAUAGGAGACAUAGGUCUUUAUUCCCAGACCUGCCUUUGGGAUCUUUGUAAACAUUAUCUCUUCCAUUUCUUAGGGAUUAACAAUGUCUAGGAGAAAUAUUUCCAUUCAGUGAUGCUUAAUUUUCAUCGUUAUCCUGACUGAAUGGGAAUCACUAAAGGAGGAACAUCUCUGGGUGGUGUCUAUCAAGGUGUUUUCAGAAGUUUAACUGAGGAGGGAAGACCUGAAGUUCAGGAAAGUUCCCUGAAGGUGGGCAGUAUCCUGUUGGCUAAGGUCCGGAACUAAAUAAAUAAAACCAUGAAGGGAAUUAAGCCUAGAGCUGUACUGUCUACUUCCUGUCACCUUGGCAGCACUGAUUAAGCUGUAUGCCCACACUGUAACACAGGGUCAGUUCUUCUUCAGUUGCCUUGAUAUGUCACAACAAAGAGAAAUGUAACAGAGAAUUAAUGCAGAAGGUUCGGGCUUUCUGUGACAGAUCUGACCAUGUGAUUCUUAGGACUUUGGGAAAGGUUUAUAAAGAGAAGUAUGUCAGCUUGUAACUUUGGGCCAAUGGAACUCUGAAACGCUCUAAGCAGGGCCUAGUGGGCUGUUCUAUGAGACCAGAAUGCUCAGAGGACUGUAAGCUGUCUCAUUCAACUUAGGAGGUGUCAGAAGGAAACAAGGACUCCACUGGGAAUUGAAGCUGGAAGCCUUUGAUCAGAUACUUUGGCAAAGAAUUAGGCUAUAUUCUGUACUGCAAGAAAUUGAGUGAAGCCAGAUUCAAAACAGUGAGGUUGUUUUGUUAUGUUUCUUCCAGAAAAUCCAGACAGUACACUCUUCAGGCUGUGGUAUGGCUAUUGCUUAUGUAUUCAGAUCUACAGUGUGAGAGAGCAGAGAGAUAAGAAACAAGCGAACCUUCUUGGGAAUGCAGUGUGAGCAAUUUGAAGUUUCAGAUAAAGGAAGUGCAGACCAAGCACCAUAAUUAAUUGCUAGAGGAAUUAGUGCCAUCAAAAAGAAACCUUUUCACAGAGAGUAGAAAGGCUUCCACCUAUGACAGUCUAGAAUUUGUGAAAAUAAUUCAUUCAUUCAAAGGAAGAGCCUGAACCAAGAAUGGUUCUAAAAUGUUCCCUCAUUCAAAAACUAAAGAAACUAUUACUCCCAGAGGCCACUGCAAACUGUACCUGUCAUCUAAGGGGACCAGGCAACAUCUCAAGCUGGCAGCAGGACUUCACAGCAUCAUAUACAUCAGUGGUCCUCAACCUUCCUUAUGCUGCAACCCUUUAAUACAGUUCCUCAUGCUGUGUGACCCCCUCCCCACCAUAAAGUUACUUUGUUUCUACUUU
This is a messenger RNA of Apodemus sylvaticus (European woodmouse), 4828 nucleotides long. RefSeq names its product solute carrier family 22 member 13-like. The transcript has 10 exons. NCBI's taxonomy places the organism in Eukaryota, Metazoa, Chordata, Mammalia, Rodentia, Muridae. The record is from RefSeq and is a predicted model, not a curated record. The coding region runs from base 1085 to 2752 and encodes 555 amino acids. Gene Ontology annotation, molecular function: transmembrane transporter activity. Gene Ontology annotation, biological process: transmembrane transport. Gene Ontology annotation, cellular component: membrane.